Micropterus dolomieu (smallmouth bass) is the source of this 1003-nucleotide messenger RNA. RefSeq names its product alanyl (membrane) aminopeptidase a (gene anpeplb). Gene Ontology annotation, molecular function: metalloaminopeptidase activity; zinc ion binding; peptide binding. Gene Ontology annotation, cellular component: cytoplasm. The record is from RefSeq and is a predicted model, not a curated record. The transcript has a single exon. The coding region runs from base 257 to 865 and encodes 202 amino acids. NCBI's taxonomy places the organism in Eukaryota, Metazoa, Chordata, Actinopteri, Centrarchiformes, Centrarchidae. Gene Ontology annotation, biological process: peptide catabolic process; proteolysis.
UGAACAUCGGCCCCUUCACGCUGUAACACUUACUCUUUGCUCCUUUGGCAAUGCUCAAGUUAAUGCUUAAUCUAAGUGCAGACCCUCAAUUGCUAAGGCCAAGCCCUGUUUAUGAGAGGGAGGUUACUUGGACUCGAACAGAUCAGUCAUUGCAGACCAAAGGCAUACAAGCUCAGGGACGCCAUCAGAUUCAUCUCUACCAGUCAAGCAACUGGACCUUCAGGACUGACAGGAGGAAGCAGCCACCUCUUUCGGCAUGAAAGAUUCCUUUACAUCCAAGGCACUCGCCACUGCCUUUGUCAUCCUGACCAUCUCUGUCAUUGCUGGCAUUGUCACCAUGACCAUUCUGUACAAGACUGAGAUCUCUAAAUUGAAUCCGACGCCCCGUCCAACCUUCCCGUCCACCACAACAGGACCACCACCUGUCAUGCGGCUGCCAAAGAAUCUCAUACCUCAGAGCUACAAGGUCUUCCUCCAGCCUCACCUCUACACCCAAAUCAUCGAGAAGAUAAAUGUGACCAGUCCCAAUCAGACAAUGCUCUUCACCGGAAACUCUACGGUUAACUUUCACUGCGUCCAGAGGACUAGCACAAUCUACCUUAACAGCAAGGACCUGGCUGUUUCUGAUCCAGCGGUGAUGGACAAAAACACAAAUGAGAUGAUAAGUGUUUCCGAGCUGAAAUACCACGAAGACGAAAGUAACUUCCUCGAGAUCCAGUUGAAUAAUGCCUUGGAGGCAGGCCGUAACUACAGUUUGUUUCUGGCUUUCAAGGGAGAGAUAUCAGAAAAUCUUGAUGCACUGUAUGUAAGCACAUAUAUUGAAGGUGACCCAGAUUAUGAAGGGGAUCAAAAUUCAGAGAGGUAAGUAAAAAAGUGUUUCAUGUGUAGAACUUGUGAUUAUAGUGCCUUUCAAAGUAUUCUGAUGGCUUACAUUUUUGUAACAAUUAAGGCUCGAGCUAUUCUAUAGCUUAAUCCACUUGUUGCGAUCAAUAGCUAUGGCAGC